This is a messenger RNA of Caenorhabditis remanei, 693 nucleotides long. RefSeq lists its product as uncharacterized. NCBI's taxonomy places the organism in Eukaryota, Metazoa, Nematoda, Chromadorea, Rhabditida, Rhabditidae. Gene Ontology annotation, cellular component: methylosome; spliceosomal complex; plasma membrane. Bases 1 to 693 code for a protein of 230 amino acids. The record is from RefSeq and is a predicted model, not a curated record. The transcript is spliced from 6 exons. Gene Ontology annotation, biological process: spliceosomal snRNP assembly; chloride transport; mRNA cis splicing, via spliceosome.
AUGGUUAUUCUGAAAGAAGUCAGCCAGCCAACCGAAGGCAUCAAGCUUGCCGCCGAAAACGUUCAAGCUUUCUACAAAACCGAUUCUCUUGGAAACGGAACUCUUUAUAUCACUGACAGCGCAGUAACCUGGAUAAGCAGAGCCGAUUCAAAAGGCUUCUCAGUUGCCUAUCCGGCUAUCGUUCUUCACGCCAUUUCCACAGAUGUUACCGUCUUCCCAUCAGAGCACGUCUUCGUGAUGGUUGAUCAACGGAAGUCUGUGAAAAGACGAAGACGUGCGCCUAUCCUUAGGACAAUUCAGGAAGCUGACGAGCAGAGAGGUCUCGAACUCGCCGCCGCUGAAUUGGAAGACGAGGAAAGCGACGACGAUGAAGAGGGACCGGGACUCGAGAUUCGGUUCGUGCCGGAUAAUAAGGAUUGCUUGCCCGAUAUCUACCAUCAAAUUCUGAAAGGACAAGAAGAGAACCCAGAGGAAGACGAUCCAAUGUACGAUGACGACCUAGAAGACGAGGAAGAAGAAGAGUACGGAGAGAUGGAUCAGAGUGAAGAUGGAAUGCCACCCGGGCAAUGGAUCACUGCUGACAAUAUCGACCAAUUCCAGGGAGGAGAUGGAAUGCAAAUGACCGAGGAAGGACUCGCCACAAUGAAGAGAAUCUUCGGAAAUCGUGAGCAUCACGACGAUUCAAUGGAAUAA